AUGGAAGUCAAUGCCUAUAACUUACCUGCUGUCGACAAUAUCCAGGAAAGUAAACAGAAGCCGUCAGAAAUCGGCGGUUUCUUUAGUUUGCCGUUGCACGAAAGGGCUUUGUCGUGUCCUAACAUGGUCUUGCCGAAAAAUUCUGCAGCUGAAGCACUACUAGAGACCGGGUGCAAGUCUACUCCCAAUAUAAUACUGCCAGCUGUCGACGAUAUCAGGGAAAACGGACAGAAACCUUUGGAAAACUGCGAUUUCCAUGGUCUGCCGGUGCACUGCAAGAGAUCAGCUGUGUCAUUGCCCAAUAUGGCCGCGGGUGAAAAAUUCAGUGGCGAUGCACCCGAAAUUGGAUGGCCGUAA
Macrosiphum euphorbiae (potato aphid) is the source of this 357-nucleotide messenger RNA. The record is from the annotation of a GenBank genome assembly. Lineage: Eukaryota; Metazoa; Arthropoda; Insecta; Hemiptera; Aphididae.